UUCCGGCUGUCUCCAGGAGACUCGUCCGGGAGCCCCCCCAGCCCCAGUGGCGCUCUGUGGCGUGCUCCUGCCCGGCCACGGUCCUCGGUGCGGCCCCCGCCAUGGGAAGCCUCCUGCCUCUGCUUUGCUUCAUCCUGGCCUGGGAGUUCGGUGGCGCGACUCUGGCAAAGUCCGACCCCAAGAGAGCAGACCCCAAAACCCUCCAGGAGAAGACCCAGCUGUCUACACUGACCGUCCAAGAACGGGGCUUAGUGGUUACGGAUCUCCGGGCGCAGGAUGUGGUCUUAGAGCACAACAGCUACUGCGCCCAGAAGAGCAGACAGAAGCACUUUCCUGGACACGUCCUGGGAUACGUCACCCCGUGGAACAGUCACGGCUACGACGUCGCCAAGAUCUUCGGGAACAAGUUCACCCUGAUCUCCCCGGUGUGGCUGCAGGUGAAGCGCAGGGGCCGAGAGCUCUACCAGGUCCUGGGGCUCCACGACGCCGACCAAGACUGGAUAAAAGCCCUCAAGAAGCAAACAAAAGGUGUUCAGCUUGUGCCCCGGAUCUUGUUUGACAAGUGGACUCGGGACGACUACAAAAGCUUGUUCAGCAGUGAAGACGAGAUCGAGGAGUUCGCAAAGACCUUGGUGCAGGUGGCAAAGAGCAAGCACUUCGACGGCUACGUGUUGGAGGUCUGGACCCCCUCCUUGCGGGAGCAGCAGAGGGAGCUCCUGCACAUGCUCACUCACGUCGUGGAGGCCCUGCAUCAGGCCCAGCUGCUGGUCCUCCUGGUGGUCCCCUCUACCAUCGUGCCGGGGAAGGACCAUCUGGGGAUGUUCACGAAAGACGCGUUCGACUACCUGGGCCCCCUGGUGGACGGCUUCAGCCUGAUCACCUACGACUACUCUGCUGCCGAGCCGCCCGGCCCAAACGCACCCUUGUCCUGGGUGCGAGACUGCAUCGAGAUCCUGGACCCAGACUCCAAGUGGCGGAGUAAGAUCCUGCUGGGCCUCAAUUUCUACGGCAUGGAUUUCUCCGCCACCACAGACUCCAGGGAGCCGAUCCUCAGAGACAGGUACAUCCGAGUCCUCAAAGACCACAAGCCCAGGAUGGUGUGGCACCCCGAGGCCGCCGAGCACUACUUCGAGUACAAGAGAAGCAAAAGCAAAAAGCAUUUCAUCUUCUUCCCGACCCUCAAGUCCAUUCAGCUGCGGCUGGACCUCGCCAAGGAGCUGGGCACCGGCAUCGCCAUCUGGGAGCUGGGACAAGGCCUGGACUACUUCUACGACCUGCUCUGAGUGCGGGCGGCCGCGCGCCCGCCUUCGCCCUCCACAAACUGAGCCUCUUUUUGAAGAAUCGGACUUUUGUACGCCUCGGGGUGCCGGGAGAGUCUCUGGAAUACACGUCGGUGGUUCUUUCCUGUGCGGAGCUCGCCCUGGUGUCUGCCUGGGGGCCGCGCGGGGCGCAGAGGGAGAGCGGGAGGAGCCUGCCCGAAGCGGGGGGCUCUUCUGGGCCCGGCCCCGGGGAAAGCGGGGAAGAGCCUCGGGGGGACGCCGGGGCCCACGAGGCUGCGCCCUCCCACACACGGGCACGGCUCGGCGCCUGCCCCGGACCACCCGGAGGAGCUCAGCGCAGUGACAGGUGGACCGAGCGGGCCCUCGCCCGCCGCUCAUUAAAGCCCUCUCGAUUUCC
This is a messenger RNA of Gracilinanus agilis (Agile Gracile Mouse Opossum), 1677 nucleotides long. It is a transcript of the gene CHID1, whose product is annotated as chitinase domain containing 1. The transcript has 13 exons. The coding region runs from base 102 to 1283 and encodes 393 amino acids. Gene Ontology annotation, biological process: carbohydrate metabolic process. Gene Ontology annotation, cellular component: extracellular region. The record is from RefSeq and is a predicted model, not a curated record. Lineage: Eukaryota; Metazoa; Chordata; Mammalia; Didelphimorphia; Didelphidae. Gene Ontology annotation, molecular function: chitin binding; oligosaccharide binding.